AUGUCUGGAUACAUGCACAUCAGGGCCAUCCUCAAGCUCUACGAGGCUUUGAAGCCCGGGAGCAAGGAAGAUCGAGUUGACGCUCUCUGGGCCAACAUCCUCCCUCUCUUUUUCCCUAUCCUGGAGGACUUCGUCACCGAGACCCAGCCUCACCCCAAGCCGUCCACCGAUCUUAAGGAAGACGUUAGAGUACGCUACGUCGAGCACAAGUCGGACAGAUUCAAGCCCCUCUUCGUCAUCGAGAACAAGCGGACCGAGUUCGAGACCCAUGGAGCAGUCUGGGACUCCGCCGCCGGCCAGCUUCUUGACUACCUCGAGAUCGAGCGUGACACCGCCAAGCGCCAGGGCUUCAAGAACAUCACCCUCUAUGGCGCUGUGACCGUUGGCCGAUACUCCAAGUUUUACAUCUUCCCUGCCGAGGCCAAGAGCCUCCAGCCGUUCGAGUCCCUCGACCACCUCGAAUUCAAAAAAGACGAGGCUAAGAUUGUUGCUAUUCUCAAGAAGAUUUAUGGUGCUGCUUCCCGCCCUCCCUCGCGGGCUGGUUCUGCCAGUGGCGUGGGGUCUCGCCCCGGGUCCCGCGGUAACACCACGGCUGCUCCUACUGGUCGCCCUGGAAGCAGUGGCAGUAACACUGCCCGGCCUGGAAGCAGUGGCACUACCGCUCGUCCCGGUGCUACUACCACUGCUUCCCGCCCCAGCACCACUGCCUCCCGCCCCGGCUCGAGCGGCAGUACCCGCCCUGGUUCCUCUGGAAAGAUCUCCGGCUCCCGCUAA
Messenger RNA from Podospora pseudocomata, 774 nucleotides. RefSeq lists its product as uncharacterized. The record is from RefSeq and is a predicted model, not a curated record. NCBI's taxonomy places the organism in Eukaryota, Fungi, Ascomycota, Sordariomycetes, Sordariales, Podosporaceae. The transcript has a single exon. The coding region runs from base 1 to 774 and encodes 257 amino acids.